GCUUCCCAUAACGACCCGUGCGGCGACAUUCGAAUCUAAUGCAACUUACUUACACAGUUGCCUGACGUACCAGGCGGUCCAUCGACCGCGCGUCCCACCCGUUCAAUGCGAAGAUGGAGGCGCUCGAAAACACCAGACCCUCGGGAUUGAAGCCUCCCAGCAAACUACCCGCCUUCGCUGGCACACGCGCCCUUCAAGAAACGACACUGAGCGAGCAAAAUGCGCGUACGGCGGAUGGAGCCAGUGGGAUUGGCAGUUCGAUGCGACCGCCUAGUACCAUCGUCCCGAGCAAGCACAAAGUCAGCAACUUGCCCGAGCCGCCCAUGAAGCGUAAGACGCUCGCUGAGCGUGCUGGCGAGCCCGCGAACACUCUGCGCAACAAGCCUAGCAUAUCGAGUGGCUUCGGAACGCGACCAACAACGAGCGGCGCUAAUUCUUAUCGCGCCCCUGCGAGCAUUCCAUCGGCAACGGGCAGUCUUCGAGGAUUGCGUCCGCCUAGUCGGCAGGCCAAUGGCUUCGGACCCGGAACACGCACGAACAGCAAUUACAGCGUCACCAAAACACCCGCACCACAAUACGACGAAGACGACGAUGGAGAUGGGACACUUUCCUCACGCAAAGGAGGCUGGGAUACCGUCGACCGACUCGAUCAUAUGGAAAGGAUGUUCCAGAAGCUCAAAGGUGAAAUGGACAGCGCGAAUGGCGCGAAAGACUCGAUCGAAACGUCUUUGGAGAUCUUCAAGACUCGAUGCGCCGAGCUUGAGAAAGAGAAGAAUGAGUUGAAAUCAGAUCUCAGAAUCACUUCGACCGAUCUCGAACGAACGCGAAACGAACUUCACACGACCUCGACCGAUCUGCGACAAGUGCGACGAGACCACGAGCGUGAAAUGCUGGACGUGGAGAGGAAGCAUGAACGCGAGCUUGCAGAUCUGCGACUCAAGCAAGAAAAGCAGGAAAUUCAAUUCGAGCGAGAAAGAGAAAGGUCAGCCGACAAAUUCAGGAGGGAGAUGGAAGAAGCGCGCAGAACGUGGGAACGGCAACAGAGUGAUAAAGAGGCGGAUCUCACGUCGCAGAGUUGGGAGGAGAUGGCGCAGCUCAGAGCAGAUCACGAGAAGGAGAAAGCAGCACUGCAGAAAGAACUGGACGAGCUUCGUCAGGCAGGAGAGAGUAGAGCGACCGAGUCCGCGUCAGAGGUCCAGCAGCUGCGCGAUUCUUCUGCAGACAUGCAAAAACAGCUUGAGGCUAGUAAAGCCACCGAGAUCACUUUGAGGAGCCGGAUAUCUGCUUUCGAGACCAGGAUUGCGGCACUGGAGCAGGAGAGGAAUACUUUGGUCGAAAAGGCGAAGUUCUUAGAGGGCAGCCAGGAAGCGCAAAGUCUUGAGUUCACCAGCAUGCACGGUAAAUUGGAAGAAGCCAUUGCGCAGAAGAACGAAGCUGUCGAGACGCUCCGAAAGGAGGAGGUUCUGCGGCGUAAAUUAAACAACACAAUCCUGGAGCUGCGGGGCAACAUUCGUGUGUUCGUCCGGACGAGGCCCUUGCUGAACGGAGAAGACGAUCCAGCCAAGGUCGAAUACCUCGAUCAAGACUCAUUGGAAGGCUGCAAAGAAAUGGUUGUGCACGCACCCGCAACACAGUCCGCUAUGGGGACGGCACGAAACGAAAAGCAGCUCUAUGUAUUUGAUCGAAUUUUCACCCCUGGAACCCCGAACGAAGAUGUCUUCGCUGAAUGCCAAGACCUGAUACAGUCUGUCGUCGAUGGGUAUAAUGUCAGCAUCCUCUCCUAUGGUCAGACAGGCAGCGGCAAGACGUACGGUAUGACCGGACCUAGAGGCAUCAUACCGAGCGCUAUCACAAUGCUUCUCUCCGAGAUGCAACGGCUGAAGACGAAAGGCUGGGAAUAUGCAGUGGAAGCCAACUUCGUUGAAGUGUACAACGAGACUUUGAACGAUCUGCUUGGCGAUGCGAAGUCUUGGGAUGAAGGCGAUGGCGUUGCCACUGCCUCGCGUGGCAAGACGAAAGAAAAGCAUGAGAUCCAUCAUGAUCCCGCCACUGGGAAGACGUCCGUUUCCAACUUGACGACGAUAGGCCUAUGGCCGCCGCCUCCCAACGACGGCAAUUGGCCUCCCGCUGCACCUGUGGAUGGCGAAGAAGUCGACUCCUCCACCAAUUCGUACACUGAGAAGGCCGUCGAGAACCUUCUCAAUACUGCAUCGAGCAAUAGACGGGUUGCCGCCACCAAAGCCAAUGAGCGCAGUUCUCGAAGCCACAGCGUGUUUAUUCUGACGCUCAAGGGUUCCUGCGCAGCGACUGGCGAAAGUAGUGAAGGAGUGCUCAACCUCGUAGACUUGGCAGGAAGUGAGCGCUUGAAGCAAUCUGGUGCUGAAGGCAGCCGCCGAAAAGAGACACAAGCAAUCAACAAAUCUCUGUCGUCGCUCGGGGACGUCAUCGCGGCUCUCGGCAGCAAGACGAGCAGUGAGGCCCAUAUUCCGUACAGAAACAGCAAGCUAACUUAUCUUCUCCAAUCUUCUCUCGGCGGCAGCACAGCAGGCAAAUCCUCGCGAACGCUCAUGCUGCUGCAUCUCAGUCCAUUGCAGGCUCAUUGGCAAGAGAGUAAGAGCAGUCUGAAAUUUGCCGAGAAAGUACAUACAACGCAUAUUGGAACAGCCAAGAAGCGAUAAGUUGCGGAUUGGGCUUCGCUGGCGGGAUGGACUUUUGUCGACACUGCAUAUUAUGACGAGAACAAGACUUUGUGAUACCAUUGACGAAAUUGCGUUGUGAGCAAGAGCUAGCAGUAUAGCGUUGUGCCCGAUUAUACAUCUAAAGAGCGAUCCAACCUCCGUUCGAUCCGGAAGCUGCC
Molecule: messenger RNA, 2857 nt
Organism: Cercospora beticola
Lineage: Eukaryota; Fungi; Ascomycota; Dothideomycetes; Mycosphaerellales; Mycosphaerellaceae
Gene: KAR3
Product: Kar3p
Biological process (GO): microtubule-based movement
Cellular component (GO): microtubule cytoskeleton
Molecular function (GO): microtubule binding; microtubule motor activity; ATP binding
Source: RefSeq, a predicted model, not a curated record